UCAUAUAUUCACUAUCAUCUCUCUUUAUCACUCUCUCUCUCUCUCUAAAUAUGUUGAGCUUUGUGCGUUCUUGCUUUGAUGAGAUGACAAAAAGUAGGAAACAAAUGCUACCACAUUAUGUAUACAGAGAUGAGAUGGACAAGAAGUCAUCACCAAACAAGCUUAGGAAAACAGUUGACGGCGAAGCAAAACCACUGCUCCGACGAGAAGAAGGCGGGAAGAUUAACAUUAAUGGCCGCGAUGAGGAGAAAGGAGGGCUCAGAGUUAAAAUUUUGAUGACAAAGGAAGAAGCAGCGCGGCUAUUAUUGAAGUGUAAAGAUGGAGGAAUGCUUGAAUUCAAGGAUGUGGCUCAUGAGCUAGUACAAAUCCCAACUAGUCGGGUCACUGUUGUUUUUGGUAGUGCUAGCAAUGAUCGUGUGCUUAAGAGUAUCCCAGAAGAAGUACUUUAGAAUUAUAAUUUUACCUUUAAAUACUAUUUGGAUUUCAUUUGUUAAUGUUCUUACAAUGAAAACGCAAUUUUGAUGCUAUAUAUCUUCUUAAUUACUAGAAAUGUUCUGUUGAUCAUGUCUAGAAUUUCCAAGCGACACUAUUCCUUUGUUUGCAAUCAUGAACGUCUAACAAGAGUUUCUUUUCUCUUAUCAGUAUUGAAUUGUUGAACAGAACUCAAAUUGAUCAACAUGAAAGUGGAUUAUAUAUAGCAAUAU
Messenger RNA from Cornus florida, 704 nucleotides. RefSeq lists its product as uncharacterized. Bases 51 to 449 code for a protein of 132 amino acids. The transcript has a single exon. The record is from RefSeq and is a predicted model, not a curated record. Lineage: Eukaryota; Viridiplantae; Streptophyta; Magnoliopsida; Cornales; Cornaceae.